Messenger RNA from Otolemur garnettii (small-eared galago), 2553 nucleotides. RefSeq names its product forkhead box C1 (gene FOXC1). The transcript has a single exon. Lineage: Eukaryota; Metazoa; Chordata; Mammalia; Primates; Galagidae. The coding region runs from base 72 to 776 and encodes 234 amino acids. The record is from RefSeq and is a predicted model, not a curated record.
CGCCGCCGCCGCCCACCCAGUCCGCGCCGCCGCCGCCGCACCACAGCCAGGGUUUCAGCGUGGACAACAUCAUGACGUCGCUGCGGGGGUCGCCGCAGGGCGCGGCCGCGGAGCUCAGCUCCGGCCUUCUGGCCUCUGCGGCCGCGUCCUCGAGGGCAGGCAUCGCGCCCCCGCUGGCGCUCGGCGCCUACUCGCCGGGCCAGAGCUCCCUCUACAGCUCCCCCUGCAGCCAGAGCUCCAGCGGCGGCAGCUCGGGCGGGGGCGGCGGCGGCGGCGGUGCGGGGGGCGCGGGCGGCGCCGGGACCUACCACUGCAACCUGCAGGCCAUGAGCCUGUACGCGGCGGGCGAGCGGGGCGGCCACUUGCAGGGUGCGCCCGGGGCCGCGAGCGGCUCGGCCGUGGAUGACCCCUUGCCCGACUACUCUCUGCCUCCGGUUACCAGCAGCAGCUCGUCGUCCCUGAGUCACGCCGGCGGCGGCGGCAGCGGCCAGGAGGCCGGCCACCACCCUGCGGCCCACCAAGGCCGUCUCACCUCCUGGUACCUGAACCAGGCAGGAGGAGACCUGGGCCACUUGGCGAGCGCAGCGGCCGCGGCCGCGGGCUACCCAGGCCAGCAGCAGAACUUCCACUCGGUGCGGGAGAUGUUCGAGUCGCAGAGGAUCGGAUUGAACAACUCUCCGGUGAAUGGGAAUAGUAGCUGUCAGAUGGCCUUCCCUUCCAGCCAGUCUCUGUACCGCACGUCCGGAGCUUUUGUCUAUGACUGUAGCAAGUUUUGACAACCCCCGCCACGCCGAACUGAAAGGAACCCCCAAACAAAAACAGCCAAAGGAACCCAUCAAUGCAAAAUCGAAACCAAACAAAUCCAACUUUAAAAACUUGAGAACAUUCACUACAACAGUGAACAGAAUCCUCCAGAAAUACAGCUCACCAACACCAGCACAGAGAAAACUCUAUUUUCUUAAAAGAGUAAUUCGGAGCCACCUCCACUUUGCCUUAUCUAAAUAAACAAAAUCGUAAACUAUUUUGUACAGAGACACCAAAAUCAUGGUUUAUUAAAGGACAGUGUUACUCCAGAUAACACGUAAGUUUCUUCUUGCUUUACAGAGACCUGCUUCUCUCCUCUCCUCUCACUUUCCUGCCAUCUUCCUUGCCCUCUCACCUGUAAGAUAUUAUUUUAUCCUAUGUUGAAAGGAGGCGGAAAGUCCUCUUUUAUGACAAUCGUAUUCUUUUUAUUCAUGGACUUGUUUUAAAAUGUAAAUUGCAAUAUAGUAAUUUAUUUUUAAUUUGUAGUUGGAUGUUGUGGACCAAACGCCAGAAAGUGUUUCCAAAACCUGACGUUAAAUUGUCUGAAACUUUUAAAUUGUGCUUUUUUUCUCAUUAUAAAAAGGGAAACUGUAUUAAUCUUCCUCUAUCAUCUUUUCUUUCUUUUGUUGAACAUAUUCAUUGUUUGUUUAUUAAUAAAUCACCAUUCAGUUUGAAUGAGACCUAUAUGUCUGGAUACUUUAAUAUAGCCUUAAUUAUUAUUGAAAAAGAUUUCAGAGAUAAAACACUAGAAGUUAUCUCUUCUCCACCUAAAUCUCUGAAAAAUAGAGAAACCCUCUGACUAGACCCAGUCAAAUUUCAAAAAAUGUCUUUUUUUUUUUCCUGUUUAGAUUUCCUUUCCUGAAGCAUCUUCUGCAACAUGUACUAUUAUAGUCAGCUUGCUUUGUGGCUAGUAAAAACGAUAUUUCCUAAACAGAUCUGAGUUGGCAGAAAAAGUAAAGUUUUCUCAGUAAUGACAGAACGUGAUUUGGAAACUUUAAGCCCGUGACUUGGUAGUGGUCUUACCAUAGUGAUACCUGUGUGCAGAGGAUGCAAAUGUGCUUCCUGAUAUACACAGAUGAGUAUUUGGCUUGUGCUUCCCAUAGAAAAUUGCCAUGUGUAUUAUACAUCCCUGUGAGCCAGAUGCUGAAUGGAUUUUUUUCCUAUUAAUUCAGUACUUUGUAAGAGGAAAAGUAAACCAGUUUUUAAAUGUAUAUAUAUAACACAUCCACACUUAAAAUUCUUCAUGUAUUACAUAGAACGAUUGAUUUUUUUAAAAAAAAUGUACUGUGGGUUGGAAAGGGAUAUUUAAUCUUUGGGAAACUAUUUAGAAGAUAAUGUUUGUAGAACAAUUAUUUUUUGAAAAAGAUUUAAAGCAAUAAUAAGGAAGGAAGGAGAGAAGAGCAGAACAUUUUAGUCCAGGGUGGUUUCUUUUUAAACCAAUUUUUCUUUUUAAUUUACAGUUAAACCUAGGGGGCGAUUGGGAUUGGCCCUCUCCCCCCUCUGUAAAUACCCCAGGAAAUGUAAUAAAUUCAUUAUCUUAGGUGAUCUGCCCUGUCAAUCAGACUUUGGGGAGAUGGCGAUUUGAUUACAGACAUUCAGGGCCUUUCAGUUUGUUUUCAAGAUAAUACAGUUUCCUGCUAUCUGCCGCUCCUAUCUAGAGGCAACACUUAAGCAGUAAUUGCUGUUGCUUGUGUCAAAAUUUGAUCAUUGUUAAAGGAUUGCUGCAAAUAAAUACACUCUAAUUUCAGU